GGUUUGUUUGCCUGCUGGCGGAGCGGUCGGGUGGUGCAUCGGGAUUGCAAUGUCGAUGGCGGCCCCGACUGCCGUUGUCGUACUUGACAGAGGCAACAACACCACGUGUACUGUGAAUCUCCACGGUGCCACAGUUGUAUCAUGGCGCGUUAACAACCAAGAGCAGCUGUUCGUCAGCAAACAAGCACUGUUUGACGGGAAGAAGGCUAUUCGUGGUGGCAUUCCGAUAGUUUUCCCCCACUUCGGGCCGUGGCCGCUGGGGCCGCAGCACGGGUUCGCGCGCACCAGCCGCUGGCACCUGGAGAAGGCGCCCGAGCGGCUGCCCUCGGGCGACAUCGAGGCCAUCUUCGUGCUGAUGGACAGCGAGUACACGCACCAGUUCUGGAAGUACUCGUUCCGUCUGACCUACCGUCUGAUCCUGCGCGAGAAGGAACUGCACUUCAACAUCGGCGUGUACAACCCGCUGGGCUCGCAGGACACCUUCAGCUUCACGCUGCUGCUGCACACCUACUUCAAGUGUCCGGACGUCAGGAAGUGCCAGAUCACCGGCAUGCACGGCUGCACGUUCAUCGACAAGACCCGCGACGGCGCCGUGUACCAGGAGGGCCGCGACGUGGUCAUGAUCAACGAGUGGACCGACCGCAUCUACCAGAACACGCCGCAGGAGCACAUCAUUACCAACGUCGUCUCCGGCCGCAAGAUGCGGAUACAGAAGUUCAACCUGCCUGACACCGUGGUCUGGAACCCGUGGGAGCACAAGGCCAAGGAGAUCGCCGACUUCGGUGACGAGGAGUUCCCGAACAUGAUCUGCGUGGAGGCGGGCAACGUGUCCACGGGCAUCAUCCUGCCACCAAACACGGUGUUCGAGGCCUCCCAGAUCCUGCAAGUGAUGUAGGGCCAACGACUCGGCGCAUGGUAAUAAUGGUCAGCUCAGGAACUGUUGAACUCUGAUUCUUUACCGGUAGGCUAGUGUUGAAGCUUGCCGGCGGCGGGGGCGUGGCGGCGCGCGCGGCGGCGGCCGCCGUCCCGGCCCCGCCGCGCCGGCCGCCGCCUCCCGCCAGCGCCAGGCCCAGGUCGUCUUGUUAGCUACUGACCGCGUGCGAGCUUCGCUUCGCAAUUUUCUCUGUUAACCGUAUGUUUGGUCGACAAGCGUGCGUGGUGCGAAGGCUCUUGUGCGUAUCUGCCCGCGUGCGGACAUUUUGGCUUUCCUGCGCUUUUCGUGAGGCUGGCUGAGCAGCUUGUUGCGUAGGCGCGCGCUUGGCGGGGGCGGCGCGCGG
Messenger RNA from Pollicipes pollicipes, 1277 nucleotides. RefSeq names its product putative glucose-6-phosphate 1-epimerase. Lineage: Eukaryota; Metazoa; Arthropoda; Thecostraca; Pollicipedomorpha; Pollicipedidae. The transcript is spliced from 7 exons. Gene Ontology annotation, biological process: carbohydrate metabolic process. Gene Ontology annotation, molecular function: carbohydrate binding; glucose-6-phosphate 1-epimerase activity. Gene Ontology annotation, cellular component: cytoplasm. The record is from RefSeq and is a predicted model, not a curated record. The coding region runs from base 50 to 895 and encodes 281 amino acids.